AUGAACAUGACAAUUUGUAUAACCAACCAAUUUUGAUGUGCUUGCCAGAUCAAUUUCCGAAGCCAUGUCGAAAAACUUCCCUAUAAAUUCAUCCCUUUGACAACAACCUUCUCCAUCAGAACAACGACCCUUCUAAAAUCUGAUCACCAAUUGCAACUUAUUCGAAAAAAAUGGGUUCCACCAACACUGCUUCAGUUGCUCUAUUUUUCGCCCUCAACAUUCUCUUCUUUACACUAGUCAGUUCAUGCGACACUUGUUCUGGUCCGAAGCCUAAGCCUAAGCCAACUCUUCCAACUCCAUAUCCAGCAAAUCCAUCUGCCGGAAAAUGCCCUAGGGAUGCCCUAAAACUAGGCGUCUGUGCUGAUGUCCUCAAUUUGGUGCACAAUGUUGUGAUUGGAUCUCCACCAACACUCCCAUGCUGCAGCCUUCUUGAAGGUCUCGUCAACCUCGAGGCCGCAGUAUGCCUUUGCACUGCCAUAAAAGCCAACAUAUUGGGAAAAAAUCUCAAUCUUCCUAUUGCCCUCAGCUUGGUUCUUAACAACUGCGGCAAGCAAGUCCCCAAUGGCUUUAAAUGUACCUGAAAUAUCUAGCCUCGAUUCGGAUCCUAAAUUGUUUGCUGGCUUUUAUUCUUUGUGUUUUUUCUUCAACUGUAAAAGUGUGUUACGUUAUUUCUUAUUUCAGUGUUGGCUUA
Molecule: messenger RNA, 691 nt
Organism: Daucus carota subsp. sativus
Lineage: Eukaryota; Viridiplantae; Streptophyta; Magnoliopsida; Apiales; Apiaceae
Product: 14 kDa proline-rich protein DC2.15
Exons: 1
Coding region: 171-581 (136 amino acids)
Source: RefSeq, a predicted model, not a curated record